CUCGGUCGGCAGGGAUGUCCAUCCACGAUGACGUCAUGCAGGCGCUUGUGCACCUGACCCUGACGUAUGCAGAACAAUUGGCUCGGGAUGUGCAGUUGUUUGCACGCCAUGCCAAGAGGAAGAGAGUGGAACCUGAUGACAUCAUUCUCUCAG
Molecule: messenger RNA, 153 nt
Organism: Closterium sp. NIES-65
Lineage: Eukaryota; Viridiplantae; Streptophyta; Zygnematophyceae; Desmidiales; Closteriaceae
Source: the annotation of a GenBank genome assembly